Xiphophorus couchianus (Monterrey platyfish) is the source of this 6830-nucleotide messenger RNA. Its product is annotated as netrin receptor UNC5C-like. Gene Ontology annotation, biological process: axon guidance; netrin-activated signaling pathway. Lineage: Eukaryota; Metazoa; Chordata; Actinopteri; Cyprinodontiformes; Poeciliidae. The record is from RefSeq and is a predicted model, not a curated record. The transcript is spliced from 18 exons. The coding region runs from base 323 to 3190 and encodes 955 amino acids. Gene Ontology annotation, cellular component: membrane. Gene Ontology annotation, molecular function: protein binding; netrin receptor activity.
ACGGAGACUGUGGCGGAGCGGAGAGAGCGCACGGAGAGGAGAGCAGCUUGGAGAACAGUGGCGAGGCAGCAGUGCCGCUGACACAAGUGGCGGGACCGAACAGUCAUUUCCACCACCUCUACCACAGCUCCAGCCGGCUGCAGGUUUCUCACAAACACUGGAACUAUAGAGGCUUUACAGCCACACCACUGGCUUUGGACUUCAUCUGCAGAUCCUGUGCUGGAGUAGCGGAGGGGGGUUCUUAUUUCCCCCCACCCACCAACACCAUCGUGGACGGAGUAGUUGCGUGUGUUUGUGCGCGUUACGCCGUGUCUACUCUGUAAUGGGCAAAAGUGGACUGAGGAGUGGAGUAGCGCCGGGGGGCUCUUGUCUGGUGAGAAUGUUCGCCACGCCGGAGAUCCUGGUUCUUUUGGUGCUUACACACGCAGGAGUCGCUCAAGUAAGGGAUGAGGAUGAUUUCCUUAGCCUGAGUGAACUCCCCGAAACCUUCCCCUCCGACCCUCCAGAGCCUUUGCCUCACUUCUUGUUUGAACCUGAGGAAGGCUACAUCGUCAAGAAUAAGCCUGUGAAUCUGUACUGCAAAGCAACGCCUGCCACACAGAUUUACUUCAAAUGCAACAGUGAAUGGGUUCAUCAGAAAGACCACACAGUAGAGGAGAGAGUUGAUGAAAACUCAGGUCUAGUUGUAAGAGAAGCCAGUAUAGAAAUAACGCGGCAGCAAGUGGAGGAGCUUUUUGGUCCUGAAGAUUAUUGGUGUCAGUGUGUGGCCUGGAGCUCCGCUGGAACCACCAAAAGCCGCAAGGCACAUGUCCGAAUUGCAUACCUGAAAAAAUCAUUUGAACAAGAACCUCUUGGAAAAGAAGUGUCGUUGGAGCAGGAGGUUCUGCUACAGUGUCGUCCUCCGGAGGGCAUUCCAGCUGCUGAGGUGGAGUGGUUAAAGAAUGAAGAAAUAAUCGACCCAGCAGAAGACAGAAACUUUUAUAUCACCAUUGACCACAACUUGAUCAUUAAGCAGGCACGUCUGUCUGACACAGCCAACUAUACAUGUGUAGCUAAGAACAUUGUGGCCAAGAGACGAAGUACGACAGCCACUGUUAUUGUUUAUGUAAACGGUGGCUGGUCAACAUGGACAGAGUGGUCCCCUUGUAACAGUCGCUGUGGACGAGGCUUCCAGAAACGAACCAGAAGCUGCACCAACCCCGCUCCUCUUAAUGGAGGACUGCCUUGUGAUGGACAGGCCAUACAGAAGCUACCCUGCACCACACUGUGCACUGUGGAUGGAGUCUGGACAGACUGGAGUAAGUGGUCAGCCUGUGGGACAGAGUGCACUCAGUACAGGAGAAGAGAGUGCAACAACCCUGCACCUAAAAAUGGUGGAAAGGAUUGUGAGGGCCUGGUGCUCCAGUCUCAAAACUGUACCGAUGGGCUCUGUAUGCAAAGUUCAUUGUUUCAGAAGUCCACUGAGCCCAAAGAACACAGUGCUUUGGGAAUUCCAUCUGCCCCGAGUACAGACGAUGUGGCUCUGUAUGUGGGUAUCGUCAUCGCUGUGAUUAUGUGCCUGUUCAUCUCUGCUAUCGUGGCACUCUUUGUAUAUCGCAAGACGCACCGUGACUUUGACUCGGACAUCAUUGACACUUCAGCACUGAAUGGAGGCUUCCAGUCUGUUAAUAUAAAGACAGCCAGAUCAGCUGACCUACUGACUGCCCCUCCAGAUCUGACAAAUGCAGCUGCUAUGUAUCGUGGCCCAGUUUAUGCGCUUCACGACGUGUCCGAUAAAAUCCCGAUGACCAACUCCCCCCUCCUGGAUCCACUUCCUAACCUGAAGAUCAAAGUCUACAACUCAUCAGGUCUGGUCACACCACCAGAUGACCUGGGUGGGGACUUCACUUCAAAAUUGUCUCCUAAGGUUACUCAUUCUCUGUUGGAUAACAGUGACAGCCUAAACAUUCGCAGCCAGAGUUUAGCCCGGACAAGAGAUCCCUCCUGCACUGCUCACGGAUCCUUCAAUAGUCAGGGAGGACACCUCAUCGUGCCCAACUCAGGUGUAAGUUUGUUGGUGCCAGCAGGCGCCGUCCCACCAGGCAGAGUGUAUGAGAUGCAUGUGACUGUGCACAGAAAGGACAGCGUAAGACCCCCGGUUGAAGACAUCCAGACAGUUCUCAGCCCAGUGGUGAGUUGUGGACCCCCAGGAGUCCUGCUGACUAGACCAGUGAUCCUCACCAUCCACCACUGCGCAGACAAUGUCCACGAAGACUGGCUCAUACAGCUCAAGAACCAGCUGCCCAUGGGAGAAUGGGAGGAUGUGGUUGUGGUGGGAGAGGAAAACUUUACCACCCCCUGUUAUGUGCAGAUGGAUUUGGAGGCAUGUCACAUUUUGACAGAGACACUGGGGACGUACUGCCUGGUGGGCCAGUCAAUAGGCAAAGCAGCUGCUAAGAGGCUCAAACUGGCAGUUUUUGGGCCCGUCUCAUGCACAACUUUGGACUAUCACAUCAGGAUUUAUUGUUUGGACGACACUCAGGACGCACUUAAGGAGGUUCUUCAGAUGGAGACUCAAAUGGGAGGGAAGCUACUGGAUGAACCAAAGACUCUGAACUUCAAAGACAGCACACACAAUCUGAGACUGUCAAUCCAUGAUGUGCCACACACACACUGGAAGAGUAAACUUAUUGCAAAAUAUCAGGAGAUACCAUUUUACCAGGUGUGGAGUGGAUGUCAGAGAACUCUUCACUCCACCUUCACGCUGGAGAGGCUGAGCUCAGCCACCACAGAGAUCAGCUGCAAGCUCUGUGUUCGGCAGGUAGAAGGAGAAGGCCAAAUCUUUCAGAUCAGCAGCACAUUAGAAGAGGAAGUCCAGUGCAUAGACACAUCCCUGAUGGACCCUGCCAGUAAUAUCACAACCUUAAUGGGGCCUAAUGCCUUCCGUAUUCCUUUAUCCAUCAGACACAAGUUGUGUGGCAGUUUGGAUGCACCACAGACCAGAGGCAACGACUGGAGGAUGUUGGCUCACAAACUCAACCUGGACAGAUACCUGAACUACUUUGCCACCAAGUCCAGUCCUACAGGUGUCAUCCUGGAUCUCUGGGAAGCCCAACAUUUUCCCGAUGGAGAUCUAAAUGAACUGGCCGCUGUACUGGAAGAAAUGGGCCGUCACGACAGCAGCCUUGCCUCCAUGACAUCAGAACACUAACAAAGGAACAUUUUUAUUAUGACGGCAAAACUCCAGAGAAUUACAUGUGGAUUGUCCGUGGUUGGUGCUGCGGAUAACCCGAUCGGAUGCAAAAUCAAAGAAAAGUUGUCACCACAGUGAUUGAGCAGCACUGUUUAAAUACAGUGGCAAUUAAGCGGUCGCAGUGAAAGAAAUAGGUGCUCAAGCAGGUGCUGAUGUGUAUCAGUGUGUGAGUUUUUGGGAGUCAUGAAUACAAGAGAGAAUAUAUACUCGUCUACACGUAUAUACAAGAGGGAAAAAAAUCACAUAUUCUCCAAGCACUUACUUUCUUGCUCGUAUGAUGAACAGGGACAAGAAAAAAAAGGUAAGCAGAAAUGGAGAUACUGACCUUGAAAUCGUGUAUAGGAAGGAAACAGAAUCAUAAAGGAAGCAAAGGUAAACCAAUUACAGAGGAGUAGGGAAUGCUAGAUUGAGGAUAAACAAAGAUGCAGGUAGACUCUUCACAAAGAUGAAAGCAAACACAGAGAGCAGCUAAACUGAUUACAGAACAGAGGGAGGACAUCAACAUAAAGUGAUGGAAGCAGCGGGCAGGUGACCAUCUGGAUGGAAAGCAGAUAAUCAGAGCAGCGAUGAAGAAGACUCUUAUCUUAUAAGCCUUGGCUGUACGUGUUUGUUGGUACAGUUUUUCGUCUUUAUAUCGUCUCUUAGGGAACGUUCCUUGUAUCACGCUGUCUGUAUGCGUGGCUCAUUUUCUGCUACAGAUUUUCUGACACAGUGCUUGUUAAUCAGGAAUCCUGACUGGAAACAAGUCUGAGGAAACAGUUUUUUUUACCCCAUAGAAUGAUUUCUAAUAGACUCAAUAAUUUUAAAUCAUUUGGGUCAGGAGAGCAGGAAAGGCAAGAUCAUUUGUCAGACAAGCCAAUCCAAAGAUUGUUUUUGAAACUGGCGCCGGCGGAAAAUAUUUUUGUCGUAUUUUGCUGUGGAAGUAUCUCAAAAGAAAGAGCACCUCAUCUCCUCUUAUGUUUUGUAUAUUUUUAUUUAUUUUUUUUUGCUUUCAUAUUUCAAUUAAGAAAAUCAUUUUCCUGACAACUCAUGCUUUGUGCAACAGAGAUGCCAACUUUUUUUUAAUUUUUUUUACAUCCUGGACGGUUCCUGGCUGGCAGUUCAGGCUUGUUUCUGGAGAGGGUUUAACUCUGGGAAACAAGUCACCGAAGAUUAUUUUUUAAAUCCAGUUGUGAACCAAAUUCAGUAUUACGUGACAGUGUUUUUUCUCCUCAUUUUCACAGGAUGUCAGAUAAAUUGUCCAACUGUGACUUUGUUGGUCACUGGCACCAUCUAGUGGCCUUGGAAGAAUUACAGCAUUUAAAAUGAAACUUUUCUCCUCUUUCAUCUUCACAGUGUAAAUACAUGGGUAUAAAAUUGUUUGCAUAAUAUUAUUUUGAUUAUUAAUAGUUUAAUAGCAUAAACAUUUUUGUUUUAAUUUUAUUAUGUAUUGUUUUAACUACAUUAAUGAAUAUCUUUCACUGUUUUUCCCUGUUAUUUGUUGACAUCUAAAAAUCCAGAGCAAAGCAUUUUGUUUGGAAAAGUUAAAAUCCACAGAACUGAAGGGGCCUUUGUUAAAUAAAGUAUGACUGUUUCAAAAGUUCAGUUUGACUCAUGUCAACAGUUUUAUGUAAAUGAAAAACUCCAGCUCUGUGUUUUAUGAAUAAUUGUCAGAUGCCCCUGGAGAUGUGUAUGAUGUUUAUCAUUUAAUUAGACUACAUGAACAUCCAGCUCAAGGGAAAUGCAUAUAAAAUAUUCACAAAGGUGUAUGGAGACAUGCCAUAUAUAACUGAACAUCUAGUUUGCAGAGGAGCUUCUGUAAAGGAUCUGUAAAGGAAAGAAAAAAAAAACAAAUUUAAAGGGUAAAAAAUACUAUGUGGAAAUCCUGUGGUCGUCCUCCAAACAUUUUCUUUUUUACAAUUUUUUGUUCAAUAAGAAACUUCAGAUCUAGACCUCCUGCACAGAUGUAAAUCCAGUUGUUCAUUAUGAAAAGGUCUCUGAAUAGUUAUGUUUUAAGUAUCAGAAUUAGAACAUUUACAGUGCCUUGUAAAGGAUUUGUACCCUUUGAACUAUUCACUCUUUGUCACGUACCAUCUGCCACCUUCAGAAUAUUUUAUUGGGAUUUUUGUGACUUUCCAACCCUAAGUAAUUAAAUUUUGCCUCCUCCCCCCCAACAGCAAGUCAAAAGUUUCACUGCAGUCACAGCAGCCAGUAGUAUGGAGUAUGUUUACACCAGCUUUGCACAUCUAGAGACCAGAAUAUUUGCUGAGAAACAAAACUGCCAUGUCAGCAAAUGAUUCCACCUACACCUUUAAACAACUUUAUCUAUUGUGUUCCUUGGUUUUCAUGAUGUUGUUUGCUAAUUUUCUCUAACAAAUAUCUGAGGCCUUCACAGAACCGAGGGAUUUAUAGUGAAAAUUAACUCCACAUAUGUAAAAUCUGUGUACUAAUCAUAUGACUUCUGAUGGGAAUUAAUUUCACUGGAUUCUAUUUGGGGUAAAAGUAACCUUGACAAUCUAGACAGUUUAGAUUUUUAUUUAUAAGACAUUUUGUGAACUGUUUCAUUUUGCUUCUACUUCACAAUUAUGCAUUAUUUGACAUUUGCAAAUCACAAAAAAAUAAAAAUAAUUAUAAUCCAAUAAAAUAAAAUAAACUGUGUGGCUCUUAUCUGACAAAAUGUGAAAAAGCUCAAGACAUGCGGCAACUUUUAUAAGGUAUUGUACAAAUUGGUGGUUAUGGAACCUCUAAUUUCAGGAAAUCAAAGGGAAGGGCUGAGACACUUUAAUGUGAAGACAAGCCUAGACCAUCAGCUCUUUGGAUCUGUUUGUUUGAGAUCACAUAUAAAACAUGGAAACACCUUUCACACCGUCACUCCCAAAAAGCUUACAUGUUGGGUCCAAAAGGACACCGCUGUCCUCGUGACAGUUAAGGGUCAAAGAUGUAUUGUGACACAUUAAAGCUAAGUCAUAGUAGAUCUAUUUUUCAACUGAGUAAACAUGUUGGAGAAAAUUGUUUUUCUUUUAAAGAACGUGUUUGUUUCUGCGUUUACAGCUACCAGCAGAAUGAGCAUUUUUUUGUGUUUUUGUGUUGUAAAAAAAUGUUUUUUUCUUUCAAAAGAGGAUUCAUCCAUAUCUCCUUUGAAUUGUCCUUCAUGUUGUGAAAACAAAGAAAGUAGUGUAAAGAUAUAAAAAUAUGUAAAAAAUAUUUUUUAUCUACAAUCUGUACAGUUGUGUACUGUUGACUAUAUUUGGCAUAUUUCAGAAUUUAAAAAGCAGUACAAUUAGAUACUAGUUUGUAUGUUUUAAAGGUUCUUUUGAGUUUUUCCUUUUUUGUAAAAGCAGUGUCUACUAUGCAAAUAUUGGUUAUCAUGAUAGAAGUCUAUAGCUAGAAUUGUCCUUGUAAUUUUGCAUUUUAUUUUAUUAUGAGUGGUUUGAUUUGAUUUGAUUUGAUUAGUGUGGGAUAGUAUUGGUCCAUUUUAGCUAACUCUGGCACGCUUCAAGAGUCUUGCUUAAUAUUGCUGACUGCUUGCCUCUCUAUCUCCUCUAAUUAUUUUCUGUACAAAGUGUAAGAAAGAAUUUUUAAGACAAUUAAUAAAUUAUAUUUAUAAGCAAUGCUGAAA